This is a messenger RNA of Procambarus clarkii (red swamp crayfish), 831 nucleotides long. RefSeq names its product rhodanese domain-containing protein CG4456. NCBI's taxonomy places the organism in Eukaryota, Metazoa, Arthropoda, Malacostraca, Decapoda, Cambaridae. Gene Ontology annotation, molecular function: thiosulfate-cyanide sulfurtransferase activity. Gene Ontology annotation, cellular component: mitochondrion. The record is from RefSeq and is a predicted model, not a curated record.
GAAAAGGUUGGCUGGUAACUGGGCGAGCGGCCGGUGGAUGUUAACAGCUCCAGCGCCGCCGGCCGCCACUCCUCCAGCCUCACCCGACAAGCUAGCACUCUCUUCAAUCUCCGUCCACCACUCGACUUUAUUCUUCAACAACAAUGUCAGAUAUUGACUACGAAGAGCUGUCGUCCGACCUUGAUAACUAUGUAGUGUUGGACGUGAGGAACAGGGACGAGGUGAAGAAGACUGGUCGAAUCCCUGGCUCACGCUGCAUUCCUAUCUCGGAGCUGGAUGACGCCCUAGACAUGGACGACGACAGCUUCCAGGAGAAGUACGGGUUCCCUAAGCCUACCACCGACCAGACCAUCGUGCCUCACUGCCAGAUGGGCGGACGCGCCAGGCGGGCCGGGGAUGCUCUCACCGCCAAGGGGUUCCAGACAAGGGUUUAUGGCGGCUCCUUCAAGGACUGGACAAUCAAGGGCGGGCAGGUGGAAGCCUGCGAACCAUUCGAGGGAAGCAGCUAGAGGGAGCCACCAGCCUGCUGUAUUCUUCUGCACACACACCAAAGGCAGAGGAGAGAUUACAAAGCUCUCUACAACGUCCUUCAUCGGCAUCAGUACACUGUUUGUUGCUGUGUGUCACUAAACACUGAUGAUAAAUGAGAACCUCUUACACAGGACUGCCUCACGCUUCAACUACUCCUAAAACUCUAAUUUUUAUUUAUUUAUUUCUAAAUCAGGAUGCAGCAUUUUCGGAUUUAAAGAGUUUUUAAGUCUCUACUUCUUAUCAUCACGGGUUUAUUAGGCAUUAUUGCACAGUGCUUUAUGAAAUAAAAGCAAUUGAAUU